This is a messenger RNA of Rotaria socialis, 1590 nucleotides long. NCBI's taxonomy places the organism in Eukaryota, Metazoa, Rotifera, Eurotatoria, Philodinida, Philodinidae. The record is from the annotation of a GenBank genome assembly.
AUGAUUUCGUCAAAUAAUUUACCCAUAUCAAAUCGUAUGUUACAGAAACAGAAUUCAUUGCUUCUUUUAAAUCAAGAAGCUAGAAAAUUCGAUUUUGAUGAUAAACUUCUCCUACCGAAUUCAACCCGUUCACUCAAGAGACGUACAAGUUUACUCGCGAAGAGUCGAGAUUGGGCUCGACGUCUUAUAACUCUUCAUCGACCUCGUCGUAAUACAUUUUCCAAUGAGAAAAUUCGUGAAACAUGUUCAGCAUUCAAUAAAAAGUUAGAAGCAAAACCAGAUUCUUCACAUGAAUUCUUACAUAAUUAUCAGAAGAGUUUUGAUGAAGAUGGAUAUCUAUCCCCAAUGGAGAUAAAAGCUAAACUUGAUAACAUCUCUCAAGAGUAUACUAAUCAUCGUCAUCAUCAAUCUGAUCCAAAAUUACCAACAAAUUCUGAACAUUAUCUUGUUAAUUCUAAUACUAAUACAAAUGUAGCUCAACGAGUCUAUCGAUAUCAUGAUCCAAAUAUUCAAACAUUAGCGUCACAUUAUAUAUGUGAAGAACUGAAACCUUUACCAAAAACAUCGUUUGCUGCAGAAUUUCAAAAGUCUCUUUCAAUUUUUGAUUAUAUCGAUUUUGAUGUGCCGAAAGAAUCAUCUAAAUCAAAUGACGAUGAUGAUUCACUCGAAAGUUUAAAAUAUUUAUUCAAUGAUGAUCAUAAACAACAACAAAAAAAUGUCUCUCGCCGUAUUUUACGUCGAUCGACAAAUGCAUCAUCGAUAUCAACCGAUUCAGGUUAUAGUGAUUUACCAAUAUUAUCAUCAAAAAUUAUUCCUGUACAUUUAAUACCAUGUACCUUAGUACCGGUGAAUGUAACAACGCCUGAUUCAAUGAAUAUUUGUCGUAUAGCAUGUACGUGUCGGCCACCUCCACCUCCGCCUCCAUCAGCAUCAUCAUCGUCAACGUGUUUACUUAAUAAAUACGAACGAAAACUUUCUUCCCAUUCAUCUCGUCCUCAGCUAUGUCAUCAGCCAUUGUCAAAUAUAGAUAAAACUGAGAAUGGUACUCAUCAUUCGUGUGCUUGUAAUAAUAGAUAUCAUUCAGCUAUGGCAAUCUAUCCAUCGGUACCUGUACCGUUGACUAAAUCAAGUAGAUCCGUGGCACAAUUUGAUGAUCAUAGAGGAGAAUAUUAUUGUAAACCACGACAUGAAGAACAAAAACGACAUUUUAAAUCGAAACAAACAAGUCUAAUGAGACUUCCUAAUCUCACCGAUGACACGACAUCUAUAUCGCGCUGGUAUAAGCCAUAUUUAGAAAGAGAAGCAGUAUGCGAUGCCCUUCAACAAGCUGAUUAUGGUGGAUUCAUUCUGCGGAAUAGUACAACACAUACAGACUGUUAUGCACUUUCAAUAAAAGUUCCGAAAUUUACACACGAAUCAAAUAUAGUUCAUUAUCUUAUUGAAAAAAUUAUUGUUGAUAGCCGCCCGAAUUAUCGUAUCAAAGGAACUAUAAAACAAUUUCCAACGCUUCUGUCACUUUUAAUACACCAUUCAGUUAUGCCAGAAAUUUUACCAAUAACACUUAAUCUAAAUGAAUCGUUUACUAUUUGA